Molecule: messenger RNA, 2501 nt
Organism: Salvia hispanica
Lineage: Eukaryota; Viridiplantae; Streptophyta; Magnoliopsida; Lamiales; Lamiaceae
Product: putative inactive receptor kinase At4g23740
Biological process (GO): protein phosphorylation
Molecular function (GO): protein binding; ATP binding; protein kinase activity
Source: RefSeq, a predicted model, not a curated record
CCCUUGUGUUGGAUCUUCCUUUUGUUUUUUACCAGAAGCAUAUUCAUAAUUCCCCAUGAGAGAGAAUUCUUACCUCCAUUUCUAUUUGGCAAUGGCACUCUUACCAAACAAAAAGAAGAACUUCUGCUUCUGCUUCUCAGCUUUCUUCAAAAAUCAUACCUUUCCCUUUUGACUCCAAUUCAAACUCCUCAACACAAACCCCAUUUCUAAAAACCCCAAAACCCCCCUUUUUCCCAGACACCAUUCUUGAAAUUUCCCCACUUUUUCUCCCUUUUCCCUCUCCUUAAACAUGUAUGCAUUUGUCAUGCAGCUUUUGUUCAAACAUUCAAACAAAAUGUGCUAUCCUGCUUAAACACUAGAGCUUCAAUUCAAAUUGGGGAAAAAAAUUUAAAAAUUAAAAAUCCAAUCUUGAAAUGGAGAAUUAUGCUCUGCAUUUCAUCGUCGGAGCCUUGCUUCUGCUCUCGGAAUUUCAAGAAAUUGUAGCUGAAACAGUUCUCGACGGCGACAAGCAGGCAUUGCUCGAUUUCGCCGGCAAUAUCCAUCUCUCCCGCCGCCCUUUGAACUGGGGUGUUCAGAGCUCAGUGUGCAAGAAUUGGACUGGAAUUGGGUGCAGCGAAGAUGGAAGCAGAGUGAUAUCACUGCGGCUGCCGGGAAUCGGCAUCCACGGCCCUAUUCCGGCGAACACGCUCAGCCUCAGCCGCCUCUCGGUGCUGCAGAUCUUGAGCCUCCGGGCAAAUGGGAUUAAUGGGACUUUCCCUCUCGAUUUGGGUAAUCUAAAAAACUUAUCUUUUUUGUAUCUCCAGCACAACAAUUUCUGGGGCCCUUUGCCCUUGGAGUUCUCUCUCUGGAGGAACUUAACCAUUGUGAAUUUGUCUGAUAAUGGGUUUAAUGGUAGCAUCCCUAGCUCAAUAUCUGGUUUGAGUCGUCUCGUGGCCUUGAAUCUUGCUAGCAAUUCGCUCUCCGGUGAGGUUCCUGAUUUGGAUUUGCCGAAUUUGCAGCUGCUUAACUUGUCUUACAAUGAUCUUAGUGGUAGUGUGCCUAGAUCACUCCAGAGGUUUCCAAAGUCUGUGUUUUUAGGCAAUAGUGAAUCACUGUUGGAUUACAAUGUUAGCGUUGUCUUAGCUCCUCCUCACGAGGAGCAUCGUUCGAGGGGUGGUGGAAAUGCCGGGAAGCUUAGUGAAAAGGCCUUGCUUGGGAUAGUUGUGGCUUGUUCUGUAUUGGGGGUUCUUGGUUUUGGCUUUGUGUUGCUUGUUUGCAUUCUUAGGAGGAAGACGGUGGAUGGUUUCCCCGGGGAGUUGGUGAAAGGGAACAUGUCACCGGAGAAGGCAAUCUCCCGCGGCCAGGAUGCUAGUAAUAAGUUGGUUUUCUUUGAGGGGUGUAACUAUGCUUUUGAUUUGGAGGAUUUGCUGAGGGCUUCCGCUGAGGUGUUGGGGAAGGGUACGUUUGGGACGGCUUACAAGGCCAUCCUCGAGGACGCCACGAUGGUGGUGGUGAAGAGGUUGAAGGAUGUCAACGUGGGGAAGAGGGAGUUCGAGCAGCAAAUGAGCAUAAUUGGAAGCAUCAAGCACGAGAACGUGACUGAGCUGAGGGCUUACUAUUACUCCAAAGAUGAGAAGCUUAUGGUUUACGAUUACUUCAGUCAAGGCAGCGUAGCUUCGUUGCUACAUGGGAAGCCAGGAGAGAGCAAGACUCAUCUCGACUGGGAAACUCGGUUAAAGAUAGCCAUCGGUGCUGCAAAGGGCAUAGCGCGUAUCCACACAGAAAACAGCGGAAAACUAGUCCACGGGAACCUCAAAUCAUCAAACAUAUUCCUAAACCCUCAGCAGUUUGGCUGCGUGUCUGAUCUCGGCCUGUCAACGAUAAUGAGUGCACUCGCUCCACCAAUAGCCCGAGCAGCUGGUUACCGCGCGCCUGAGGUGACAGAUACGCGCAAGGCAGCGCAGCCUUGCGAUGUCUACAGCUUCGGGGUGAUCCUGCUCGAGCUUCUCACUGGAAAGUCCCCGGUCCACACCAGCAACGGGGACGAGAUGGUGCACUUGGUGCGUUGGGUCCAUUCCGUGGUGAGAGAGGAAUGGACAGCCGAAGUUUUUGAUGUGGAGCUGCUGAGGUAUCCGGAUAUAGACGAGGAGUUGGUGGAGAUGCUGCAGAUAGCAAUGGCUUGCGUUGCGAGAGCUGCUGAGCAGAGGCCUAAGAUGUCGGAGGUCGUGAAGAUGCUCGAGAGUGUUCGGGUGAAGCCUGAGAGCCGAGCACCGGGAGAUCCGGAACCUUCUUCGGGUGGUGUUUGAGAGGAUGUGGUGGUUGGUUCACUACCUUGGUGGCCAAAGUUGUGAGAGUUUUCUAAGUUUAAAUUAGUUUAAGAUUAGAUAAACUCUCUUUAUUUUUAUUUUUUUGGGUUGAUUUUGUAUGUAUUUGGUAUUAAAUCUUGAUUCUUACCCCAGUUAGGGCUUGUUAUGUACUCCCUUCGUUCCAUAGUAAUAGAGGCGUUUCGUUUUGAGCACUCA